AUGAGAGUCACCGAACUAUCCAAGGACGACCGUACCCAUUCCAUGCUGCUGGUCAUAAAUGAGUUAGUUCGAAUUGCUGAUGCAACAUUUGAGCGGACGCGUUUGGAAGCACUCGACAUUCAUCAAACUGAGACAUCGAUAGCAGCCCCUAUUGAUUGGCUUAACGCAGCCAAGGUAAAGCUUUUUUGUCGCUUCAUGACUGUUUUUUCAAUGAAGAGGUAUACUGAAAGAUUUGUUUUUAGGGUGGCUAGUACCGUUGAAAGCAGCACAGCUCGUGCCCUUGUCAUAGCUAACUUUGCCGAGAUUUGUGGACAUGCUAAAGCAGCGGCGUUCAGUUGCAAUCGAUCCGUCCCGGUACAUCAAACUUUGCUGGAACUUUUUCCUCGUCUAUCAGCAUGGGAUCAGUGUGACCCAGCGCUGUGCAAGGUCAUGUUCGAGCAUGCGAAGAAUAUAGUCCAGAAAAACGGAAACGCGCUUGUGGCUCUUGGUUUGUUGAUGCUUCAAAAUCCGGAGCGAUUCCGCGGUAACAUCGGGCAAAUGAUGAUGGUGGUGACUGACAUGCUGAAUACUGCUGUUUCCAAGAAACGUGCUCCGGAGCCAUCUGUGUUCAUCUUCCUGACCUUGUUUGUCAAGGCAUACAAACAGUCAGUGAUGAAUGAAAUAAAACAGCUAUUCGGUCUACUAUUCAAAACGGGUCUUUCCAAAGGUUUGUUAAUCAGCUAA
Messenger RNA from Cooperia oncophora, 723 nucleotides. NCBI's taxonomy places the organism in Eukaryota, Metazoa, Nematoda, Chromadorea, Rhabditida, Trichostrongylidae. The record is from the annotation of a GenBank genome assembly.